Messenger RNA from Chilo suppressalis (striped riceborer), 5029 nucleotides. The record is from the annotation of a GenBank genome assembly. Lineage: Eukaryota; Metazoa; Arthropoda; Insecta; Lepidoptera; Crambidae.
GCUAAACUGUACUUCCAGGGCCCAAGUGGUGAUACUUCACACUAGGUUAGGUUAGGUUAGUGUUGUGACCAUAACGCGCGAGCCGAGCGAGCAAAGCGAGCGUGCCGCGGCAGCGGCCGGCAAAGCAACAGAAAAAAAAUGAUAAAAAAGACCUUUUCUCCAAAAAAAUAAAUAAGUAUCACCUUUUGGGCCCUGGAAGUACAGUUUUACCAAAAUCUGAAAUAUCUAAGAAUAAGGGUAGUUAGCCCCCCAUGAAGGGGGGGAAUUUUUCCAUAUCUAACCAGCUUAUCUUACAGCAACAAAAUAUGCCGUUCAUCUGAUCUCUCUAACUGCUUUUGCCUCCGAGUUAUCGCUGUGGUUUCGCUAGCGUAAUAUUACGCUAGCGUAACAGGCGUUUUUCGGAGAAAUCAUGGAGCAACAAAAUCAAUUCUUGCGGCACAAAAUAGCAACAAAUUAGCAACAAAAUACUAUAUACCUUAGGAUAUGGACUUAUGAAAUUGUUACGCUAGGGUAAUAUACCUGUGUGAGUGUGAUAGAGAGAUGUGUGUGCAUGUGCGUGUUUUACUUGAUUAAUGCCUCCACAGUGUCAUAUUCCAAGUAAAGUAACCACCCGCUCAAUUUGAUUUUACAUUCAUGCUUUGAAAGAGGGUGUCGCGAAGAGACUUUGUGGGCAUUCUAUGUGGUUGUCUUAUUCUAUCUUUACACCUAUUGCAAUGAAGUAUAUUAACUACUACCAAAUACUGACACAUUCUUUAGAGGUUCAACCAGAAACCACACAGAACCACACAUGUCUCAUCGUCUGCGUACAACCCACACCAACAGGGUGUACAAUGGACUGAGACAGACCGCGAUUAUUCAUACUUUCGGCAUUGAACAAUUUAAACAUGUUACUAUCAAGUUAUAUUAAUGUUUCAUACCUUAUUCUGUCUUGUGUUAAAUUUGCUAUUGAUAUCUGCUUCGCUCAGUUAAAUUUAUUCCCAUCGUCAAUUGUCAAGAUCAUCAAGGAACCUGUAUAAAGAAAUUAUACUAUGAAUCUCAGAGUUGAGACACUAAGCAUCUUCCUCUCCAAGAUCAAUACCUAUACAUUAUAUGUACACACACAUCAAUAUUCACAUAUACAUUAACAUCGAUUUUCUACUCAUUUUACAUAACAUUUCAUGAUUGGCAAAGGACACUUUCAGCGUAUCCUGUUUGAUUAUCAUAAGCCUUUGAUUAUGAAGCCAAGGUGUGCCAAGCAAUCCUCGCACACACUCUCUUGGCCUCCCUUGUUCAUCGUGAAGCCAAGGUGUGUCGUGCAGCCCUCGCACACACUCUCUUUGGCCUCCCUUGUUCAUCGUGGAGUCAAGGUGUGUCGAGCAGCCCUCGCACACACUCUCUUUGGCCUCCCUUGUUCAUCGUGGAGCCAAGGUGUGUCGAGCAGCCCCCACACACACUCUCUUUGGCCUCCCUUGUUCAUCGUGGAGCCAAGGUGUGUAGAGCAACCCUCGCACACACUCUCUUGGCCUCCUUGUAUGUUCAGUCAAGUGCACUCUGACUAACAUCCCGCGCAACACCCGCAAGCGUUCGCCAAUACAAUCGCCGAUCUAUGUUGCGAAUGUACUGCUCUUAAUAUAGGUAAGUCUUUCUUCCGACCGACCAAUCGACACGUGAAAUCAUAUGAUACACAUCACAUGGGCAAUAAAUAGUAAUUAAUUGACUCGGGGAAGACACUUAGCUCUCAUAUCCAGAAUCUCGCAAACAGCACACAUUUCAGCCGGAGUUGAAAAGGAAAAGAAAACUUUUCUGACAGGUAAAAAACCGCGGAGCUACGGACCACAGAUUAAGUAUUAAAAGCGGUUAAUGUUACUCACCACAGAUUACAGGAUUUUGUUGCCAUAUCCAAUAUUUACAUUUCGCGACUUAGUCAAGUUUGCCCGUCGCGACAGAGUGUUACGCACACACACUCCACCGAAUCUGCUGACACAAGACAGCAUUGCACACGGCACUACUGUUAGUAUGGCGUGACCGCAAAAUUGCACAAUUGAUGUAAACUGCUGAUGCAGCGGCACGUGGAGCAUCGCCGGGCGUGAAGCGAUGGAGGUCGUCGAGGCGUCACUUUUGCAUCAAACUUCGAUCGGGUCACUAGAUCGAUUAGGCUAAUAUAAUUUUAUUGUAAUUCUUUUAUUUCUAUUACAUUAGUUCUAAAGUAAUUUUGGUUUUUUUGCUAUCUUCGGCUGCAGCUUCUAUAAUUGGCGCAGUCGGUAGGAUACUCGAUAGGGUAGCUAUAGAUAUUAUAUCGACUUUUCGCUACCGCGCGUGAGCGAACGGGCCGCGUCAUUGCCGCGCCGAGUAUCCUGAAGAACCUGAGGCCGCAGCGAAGAUACGUAUCCAGAAAUCGAUACCGCAAAGAGAGCUGAAAUGCAGAUUAAACUAUCAAAUUGGAUUUCUGGUGUUAACUGAGGACGGAGCCGUCCUUGAAUCAGGUGGAGAGCUGGAAAACGACGAGCGUGUUGCGACAAUUGUAACUGAUCUCAUAUCCCUAUCUAGCAAAGUUGAUCCUGUUGCUUUUGCAUCAAAUGAACCAUUCAAGAAAAUUUCUAUAACAUAUGAUGACCAUUGGUUUGUGAUAUGUCUCUCAAAUAAAAAGAUAUAUGUUGUUAAAAGAAGUAUCUCAUUAAUGCCCACCGAGGGAAAUACUGUUAAUGUGUGAUCAAAACUAGUUGUAAGUAAUUUCAGAAAUGGGACGAAAUUUAUUAAUGAGUAGCUUGGAGAAUGCUUCAUUUAAUAUUAUAUUUCAAAUUUUGUUUCGGUGUGUUACUUUUAUUAUAAAUGCCUGGGUGAUUAGAAAUGUUGGACAUGAAGUCCUAGGAAUAAUGAAUGUAAGAUUACUCUUGUUAGAAAGUACUAUUUUAUUUCUAAGUAGGGAACCAUUUUAUAGGGCAUGCUUAGGUCAGAAGGAUGAAUUAAGCUGGCGUCACAUUAUAAACCAAAUAUGGCUUGCUGUUCCUCUUAGUUGUGUUUUGUCAUUAUUAUUUGUGUAUAUCUGGUUGAAUAUUUUGCCACUUGGUCAUCCAGAACACGCAUUCCAAUAUACAUUUGGGUGCUGGAGUGUGGCUUUGUCCUGUAUCCUUGAACUUACUUCUGCUAACAUGGUCCUUGUAGCUCAACUGUUUUGUUUUGUGAAACUGAAAAUUGCUCUAGACACACUACAUAUUUUUAUCAGAACUGUACUAUUUUUGUCUAUAAUAAUUUAUGACAGGUCUUUAGCACUGAUAGCGUUUUCAGUAGCACAGGUUGCCAGUAUUGGCACUAUAGUUGUAAGUUAUUAUAUAUUUUUCUAUUGGUACAUUAAAAAUAAACCACUUUAUGCAAAAGGUGCAAUAAAAAGUAAACUUGUAUCUGAUUCAGUCUUGCACAGAUUAUAUAAUAAUAUGGAUGAUUUCCAAUUUACUUCUAUCAGAGAUUUUUUACCUAACUACUUAGGAUCAAUAAAUUCAACAUUUAACAAAAAAUUGAGUACACUGACCAUAAGUUUUGCAAAGCAAGGUGUUGUUAAACAGUUAUUGACAGAAGGAGAGAAAUAUGUCAUGUCUGCAAGUCCAGUUAUGACUUUUUCUGAGCAGGCUACAUAUGAUGUGGUAAAUAACUUAGGAAGUCUAGCUGCUAGAUUUGUUUUUAGACCCAUUGAAGAUAGUAGUUAUUUUUAUUUUACUCAAAUGGUAAGUAGAGAUUUGCCUUUACAUAAACAGGAUCAGUAUAAAGUUCAGGAGUCAUGUACAGUCUUAUCUCAAGUUUGUAAGACAGUGAGUUCUAUAGGUCUGAUUGUGUUAGUUUUUGGUCAAAGUUAUUCAAAAACUUUAUUGUUGUUGUAUGGUGGUGAAGCUUUUGUUGCAAGUGGACUACCUGUACAACUACUUAGAAGCCAUUGUUUAGCCAUUGUAUUGCUAGCUAUCAAUGGUGUUACUGAAUGCUACACAUUUGCCACCAUGACUAGUGCACAACUAAACAGUUACAAUUAUUUGAUGGUAUUCUUUUCAAUAAGUUUUUUGUUUUUAUCCUAUGUUUUGACAUAUAUAUUUGGACCAGUUGGUUUUAUAAUAUCUAAUUGUAUUAAUAUGUUUGCAAGAAUAAUGCACAGUAUCCAUUUCAUAAAUAAUAAAUAUAAAGACACUGGCUAUAAGCCAUUGGAGGGACUGCAUGUAGGAAAAAUAUUUUUGUUGACCUUGUUUGUUGUUGGAUGUAUCUGUAAAGUUUCUGAAAACAAGUUAUUAAGUAAUUCUGUUACCACACACAUAUUUGUUGGUGCAAUAUGUUUCUUUUUUACACUCCUUGCAUGGGGGUAUGAAAACAAACAACUUGUUCAUAAGGUAUAUAAAAAGAUAUUCAGUAAGGAUGACAUAAAAGUUUCAAAGGACUAGCAUUCGGUUAUCAUAAAACUCCUUUAAGAUGUACGUAAUUAAUUAUAAAAAUGUUUUAUGCAUAUAAGAUGUGUUAAUAAAAUAAUUGGUUAUUAUAUUUGAACAAUGUUUUAUUUUAUAACAAAUGUAAUGUGAUUAGAUAUUAUUAAUAGCCAUCAGUAAGAGGUGAGCAUGGAGCACGGAGUGUUCCAUGGAGGUAAGGCAAAGCUGAUAUCUGGAUUUUAACUCCAAUCAUUAAAAAAACCUAUUAAUAUUUUUAAGAUGAGCGUUGUCACGUCAGGGGACCGCUAAGUGAAGAAGUAUAAUAAUCACAUAUCUAUAUCUACCACUACAUAGGUACCUAGAAAUUGCGCGUGUGCAACAUCGACGUAAUUAGUUUUGUCCAUGAAUCAAGGUCAUAUCAUACAAGGUCUACUAAGUUCCUGCAGUGUUUAGAUAUUUUGUACUUAUUAAGAGGCGUCCGCUUGAGAUCAUAGAAUACAUUUACUCUCGUGCGAUGCAUGAUGGGAAUGGCAAUGUGGCGACCCGAACCGGCAGACGUCGUUGACGGUUAUGGUACUGUACUAACUUUUCAGGUUUUAAGCAAGACAUCAUCUCUUGUUAGAUUAAAAACUAAUUAAAAACGAGCGAUC